This is a messenger RNA of Suillus subalutaceus, 186 nucleotides long. RefSeq lists its product as uncharacterized. The annotation marks the transcript as partial. The record is from RefSeq and is a predicted model, not a curated record. The transcript has a single exon. NCBI's taxonomy places the organism in Eukaryota, Fungi, Basidiomycota, Agaricomycetes, Boletales, Suillaceae.
UCGCCGAUAACUCAUCAUUGCAUGAAUCAUCUUCGCCGAUCGAUUUUAUAUCACCCCAAUAUGAGAAUCGAGCCGGUCGUGAAUAAACUUGGGUCCGCCGUCGAGAGAUACGAGACUGUUUGUCAUGACUGGACAAAUGUUCACGAGGUGUACAAGCUACAUGCCACUGUGGCUUCUGGUGUGUAG